UGUGUGCGGUUACGGGUUAGUUCUCAGCUGGCAAUGAAAUGGUCACGAGCAUAUAUAAGUUCAUUCCUUUCCGAUCUUUGAGUGUUAGACUGUAAAUAGAUAGUGAAGUUUUUCAACGCGCGGUCCAAAGUUUUCUGUGCAUCAGUGAAGUGCAUUUUAUAUGUUAUUUUCUUCUUCCCACUUGUGUUGUUGUUAAUUUUUGUAAGUGGUAGUGUUGGGUACAUUUUACAUGGGUUAUUUUGUGUGCUUUCCUUUUUCCUGGUCGUUUUUCGACCUCAGUUUUCUAACGAUUCUAUGUCCUUAUUUCAGUUCAGUUUCUAAUCUGUGAUAAAUGUGGUGGUGAAGCAAUUGUGGAUUGUUGGUGUAAGAUCCUAGGGAAGACACAAUGUCUCUUCUCAGUGUAACAGUGAAGAAAGCUCGCUAUGUUGGUGCUCAGGCCGCCCAAAAUGACUCGUACGUCACCUUGAAGCUUCAGAAUGUGAAGUCCACCACUGUCACCGUGAAGGGCGCCAACCCUUGUUGGGAGCAGGAUUUCCUCUUUGAGACCAACGAUGUCAACACGGGGUUGCUGAUAGAGGUGUGGAGCAAGGGGAUGAUCUGGGACCGAGCUCUAGGGUACCACUUUUUGCCGCUGCCCUCCGUCCAUUACUCUAGUGAGGAGGGCCCGGGGGAAUGGGUAUCCCUGGACGCCGAGCUGGUGAUGAUGGGAGGGGAGGUUGUGGGCACAAAGAACCCCACGGGACACUCCCUAUUAGUGGACUGCAGGUUCGAGCUUCCCUUCGAUCCUGAGAACACGGAGGCGGCAGAUCUACAGCGCAAGCUUGAGUACCUGAACAGUAUCGUGGACCAAGAGCAGAGAGCUGAGCAGGCACGGAGACAAAUGCAGUAUUUCGGCCACUCCGGAUACUCAGAAGACAGUGAUUACACGAGUGACCUCAACUACCCGGUUGGUCAACAUGCCAACAGCUCCGCCAGCCAGUUCCGGAACACGGCCCACCAGAUGUCCACCCCCCAGCGCUCCCUGGAGACUAGCCGGGAGAAUUCGUACGAGACGGACGAGCCGCCGGGCCAACCACCUCCGGUACAGCACGGCCACCACCUGGCACCCGGGCCUCAACACCAUCCCCGGAGAAGAACGCACAGGGGAGGAGGAGGAGGAGGGGGA
Molecule: messenger RNA, 1165 nt
Organism: Homalodisca vitripennis (glassy-winged sharpshooter)
Lineage: Eukaryota; Metazoa; Arthropoda; Insecta; Hemiptera; Cicadellidae
Product: phorbol ester/diacylglycerol-binding protein unc-13-like
Exons: 9
Biological process (GO): chemical synaptic transmission
Cellular component (GO): plasma membrane
Molecular function (GO): syntaxin-1 binding; diacylglycerol binding; calmodulin binding
Source: RefSeq, a predicted model, not a curated record